AUGAAGAACUUUUUGUUAAAUCUUGAUCGAAGAAAUAAGAAACGCAAUAAUGUCAUUAGGGCAAAUUCCGAUGCCAUUAUCAUUACUAAGGACAAUUAUAAGAAAAAUAAAAUCAUUCCCUUCGACAAACAAUCUCUUUUCAAUGAAUUGUCCAAUCAAUUCAAUUCUACUUAUGCCAAUAUUAAAUUAUUAUCUACAUCUUGUAAUAAUUUUCAAAAAAAUCUUUUAACUUUCAAUAAAAAUUGGUUUACCAUUAUGGUUGCUUUCGAUAAUAUAUUUAAAUUACAAAUUGAAGAAAUAACACAUGAGAUGCCCGAUGAUAUUAUGGCAUGGAUUGAGACUAGUACUGAAAAAAUCGAUUUAGAAUCAUUGAUUAAAGAGAUUUUAAAGAUUUAUUAUACAAUUCUUAAUAUUUUGAAUUAUUUUGAAAAUACAAUCCAAGUCUCAUUGAAUGAGUUAGAAAAUAUUUGUUAUAGUAUUGAAAGAACCAUUAAAAAGAGAAAUUUAUAUUUCGAUGAAUUAAACCGUUUGAUUAAUCAAUAUGAUUCUAUUGAAGAUGUUAAUAUGCCCAUAGUGAUUAGACAAAAUUAUGUGGUUAAUGAUUCAGAUUCGAAAAUAAGGGCACAACAACAAAUCAAUAAACGAAUCAUAAAGCACAGAGAAUCGAGAAAAUUAAAAUUAAAUCAAAAAAUUAAUAUGGCAAGGGAAAAAUAUGAAAUAUUUAAUAAAUUGAUUAUUGACGAAUUACUUAAAUUUAAUCAAUUGGUUGAAUCGUUCAUGCAAGUUUGGUUUACCGUUUAUUUUUUCACUAUUUUAAAUAUUUUUUUUGAAUUACAAAAUUUUAUGACAAGUAAUAUGGAUAUUCAAAAUUUUAUAAAUUAUAAAAUAUAUUCUGCUACAGCUCACUAUGAUAAUGGAGAGGAGGAUGAGGAUGAAGAUAUCGAAGAAAAUGUAGGCAAGGGGGGAAAUGACAACUCGCAAGAUAUAAAUGAUAGGUACAAAUGUCUUUCGCCGAUUGAAAAAAACAUAGAAAAUGCCAAGGUGUUGGGCGAAAAUGUUCUUGAAGAAUAUUAUCGGGCCUCACUUCCUGUUUAUCAAGAUCUUUCCUAUUUAUCCAUUAUCGAUUUUGAAAAAUUUAAAAAAAAAUUCCCAAGAUCCCCAAAGAAAUAA
Messenger RNA from Henningerozyma blattae CBS 6284, 1170 nucleotides. RefSeq lists its product as uncharacterized. The record is from RefSeq and is a predicted model, not a curated record. Lineage: Eukaryota; Fungi; Ascomycota; Saccharomycetes; Saccharomycetales; Saccharomycetaceae. Bases 1 to 1170 code for a protein of 389 amino acids. The transcript has a single exon.